Messenger RNA from Clupea harengus (Atlantic herring), 1271 nucleotides. Its product is annotated as complement factor H-related protein 1-like. NCBI's taxonomy places the organism in Eukaryota, Metazoa, Chordata, Actinopteri, Clupeiformes, Clupeidae. The record is from RefSeq and is a predicted model, not a curated record.
AGACUUAACUUUUGUGACUCUUAACCCCAUCAUUGUGUGAGCAUCGACGAGGAAGGUGGUGAAACCAUAUGUCAGAAAAUGGCGCAGAACCUGAAACAAAUGGCAAAUUAUUUAGUCAUAACGUUCUGCAUUUUGUUAUGUAGAACGGCUGAAGGGAGACGUUGCCAAAGGCCUUUUGUGGAGAAUGGCUUCUUUCAUCCUGAUCAGCAGACCUAUCCAGACAAGGAAACGGUGAAUUAUAGGUGCGAUUCAGGGUACAAACCUAUUACUGAAGGAUGGUGGAGCACCAUUACUUGUGAACAAGGAACAUGGAGCCCAGAUCCUAAAUGUAUUGAUAAGGACGACUGCAUCCCCCCCGAGAUCCGUCAUGGUAGAGUGACUGAGCCUAAAAAGAGUUCGUAUUGGAAUAGAAACACUGUAAAGUUUGCUUGCAACACCGGCUAUUUAUCCAAAGAUAGCCAAUUGACAUGUCAAAAUGGAGACUGGACACCAUUGCCCAUUUGCGCACGCAACCAGUUCUCAUGUUCUGCCCCUCCUCGAGUAUUUGAUGCUGUAAUAGAACAGGAAUUUCGGGAUAUUUUUGAUGAAAAUGAGUCUGUGGUAUACGAUUGUAUAGACUCGUAUACAAUGAUUGGACGUUCAAGGAGCACGUGUUCAAAAGGGACUUGGACAGAGCCUCCUUCUUGUGUUCCCGGUCAGAGUGUGAUGCCAAGUCCCACUGUUUCUUCUGAAAAAGAGAACUCCAGAGAUAAAGGUGAAGAUGUAGAUCGUCCUGGACGUGGUGUUGGAGGUCAAGAGUGCCCUGACCCUCCAGUAAUAGAAAAUGGGGAUUUUACGAAAGAGGGAGAAAAUAAGGCAAUAUACCAGUGUAGUAGUUUCUAUAAACUUAACUUAAAUAAUCCAACGAUAACCUGCAGCAAUGGACAGUGGGAUAGACUUCCAAGAUGUGAACCUAAUUUUUGCAAAGUGGAGGGGAAGAUACCACAUCUGAGAGCAAUCGAUUCUCCAGUGUUCCUCAAAGACAUUGAAGAGAAAUAUUUUCCUUGUGAUGAUUCAUGGUAUCGCUACCGGGCUUUGGGUACUUGCAGGGUUAAGACGGGGAAGAUGGAGUUUUCCGGAUGUGGAUAUAAUAAUCAUUGGACAUUUCCAUAAACACAGUGAAUUUCCAGGAAAUAAUUAGAAGAACCAGGAGCAGCUUUCUGAUUUCCCUGUUUUUGCCUCGACACUGUUCAUUGUAAAACCAGAAGACAAAAUAAAACAUCUUGGUUUAA